GGAAAAGAGUCGAGGACCGUACUGUCCACCGUGGCAGACUAGCUUAAUCGAUUUCACUCUGGACGUGCUUGACUUUAUCAAAUCAUUACAACACGAGAUUUUAAUGUAGACAGAAGUAACGGUCUUAACGCAAAAGAUUCAGUCGACUGCGGAUUUAAAAAAGUGCCACAGGGCUUAUGAAGAUGGUAACCCACAUUUGUAAUUUUGUGACAACACGAGGUAUAAAAUGGGAACCAUUUCUACGGUGUACACUUUUCUCUCGUUCCAUCACUUCCCAUCUAUCAAGUCGUGACGUGGGAAGCCACAAUCCCCAGAAGGCUGGUUUCCAGCAAACAUCAGAGGAAACAGAGGUUGAUUUUGAUCAAGAAUACUUUGAAAAAAAUGUGGAGACCUUAAUAAGAGAGAAGAAAAAACAACAAAAGGCAAUCAAAGAGAAAAGAAUGAGAAAUUGGAUUGAUGGUCCUGGCCCACCAGAAAGGAAACUGACUUGGGAAGCAAUGGAACAAAUUAGGUACAUGAACCAGGAGUAUCCAGAUGAGUGGACAUUGCCUCACCUGGCUGAAGGAUUUGGUGUGACAGUUGAUACUGUCAAACGAGUGCUAAGGAGUAAAUUUAGUGCUCCUUUACAGAGGCGUGUUAAGCAGGAUAGCAGAGUUCUAGUCAGAAAUGAACUGAAAACAAAAGCACUAGGAGACUUUGAAAAGAUGAAGGAGCUAAAGAUACCCGACCCACCAGUACCCUUGCUGGUAACUCCAGGGAACUCCAUAGCUGUACAAGUCCAACCAUCUUUAAAAACAAGACCUCCACAGCCAUUUAAUAAGGUAUAUGUUAAAAAGUUUCACAAAAAAAACUUUCAGACCUUCAGCGAUGGUGACACGAAUAAUGUCAAUCUACAAUCCACAGAAGAGAUGAAGCUUUCAAAGAUGCAGAAUACGGAGAGCCACUUGAAUGGAUACAACAAGCAGGGCAAGGCUGUCUCCAAAGAAACAACAGCAGAGCAUAGAGUGCUGGGUCAUGAAGAAAAAGUGGACACUAUUCAGAAAGGAAGAGAGUUUUAUGACAGCAAAGGAAAUUUCCUCUAUUCCAUUUAACCAUUAAAGAGAUCAGACUUCUUGGAACUGGUUUUGUCCAAAUUCAGUACACAGUACUGCCUUUGACUGCAAAGACAGUCUUCCUGUAUUUGUUGUCUUAUUUAUUUCCAAAUUAGUUAUGAAUAAAAGGUACAUUUAAAA
This is a messenger RNA of Erpetoichthys calabaricus (reedfish), 1232 nucleotides long. RefSeq names its product neugrin, neurite outgrowth associated (gene ngrn). The transcript has 4 exons. Gene Ontology annotation, cellular component: nucleus. NCBI's taxonomy places the organism in Eukaryota, Metazoa, Chordata, Cladistia, Polypteriformes, Polypteridae. The coding region runs from base 177 to 1091 and encodes 304 amino acids. The record is from RefSeq and is a predicted model, not a curated record.